Molecule: messenger RNA, 6876 nt
Organism: Penaeus indicus
Lineage: Eukaryota; Metazoa; Arthropoda; Malacostraca; Decapoda; Penaeidae
Gene: Sara
Exons: 23
Coding region: 1-6207 (2068 amino acids)
Biological process (GO): endosomal transport
Cellular component (GO): early endosome membrane
Molecular function (GO): metal ion binding
Source: RefSeq, a predicted model, not a curated record
AUGGAGAAGUUUGCCGUUGACCUUGAUAAAGUGUUGGAUGACUUCGAGUUAGAUGAAGAUGAAAGUGUUUCUGUUGGCCAGUAUGAUAAACUUCAACUCGAAUUUCAACCUGAUGGAGGUGGCGCUUUACCCCUAGCAUCCUCACGUCACAAUGUAGGACUAGGGGCAUUUGGUGGCUGGAGUGAGCCGCUGCAGCCACAGGCGGCAGGUCCCAGACCUGGAGAGCAGCCUUGGUGUGGGGCCGUAAUGGGUGGUAUAUCACAACCCCCUGGAACACGGAGCCCACCCGAUGGUCAGAAUGAUGACAGCCAGCAGGCAGUUGCAUGUUCCAGCCCGCAGUCAACUCUGCCAUUUCACCAAAAGCUUCAGUUUCAACCACAGCAGCUAAUACAUCAGCCUCACACGAGAAAUGUGCCAGCUGCUGGUGUUAGGCCUGAAGGCCUCUCAGCGAACCAGCCAUCAGGAGCUGGUGAAGUUCUAUGGCCUGCAAUGGCUGUUUCUGCAGCAGACAUGCCUCCAAACUUACCUCCUCCAGAACAACCAGAGGCUGCAGCACCAUCAGAAGAUUCCAGUAUUAAGCAACCAGUUGAGGAUGCAAACAGUGCUGGCUCUGAAGUGCAAAAAUUGCCACAGGAACCUUAUGCCCCUGAGGAAUAUGAUGGCAAUGUUAGAGUGGGAGACCUAGUUCCUGAAGAGCCUGGAAGUUUAGAAGAAAAAGAUUUAGUGUGUGGAGGACUUGAUGUUAUUGCUUCUAGGCCUCUGGAUGUAGUACCAGCAAGUGUUCCACCAGACAGAGGUCUAGCAAGUGGACAUGAAACAAGACAUCCUGAUAUCAUUGAUGUGUGGCAGAGUGGAGUGGAAGGUGGUGCAAUGGGACCACCAACUAGUGUUUCUUCUAGUUUAAUGGGAACUGAACAAAGUGAAAAUAUUGACAGUGAAUAUGAUGAAAGAGGACGGGUUGUACAUAAUGUGGAUCAUAGUGAAAGAGAGAACUCUGUGGAACAACAGGAACAUAGACUGCUUCCAGACCUAAUGUCUAUGAACAGUGUAGACAGCUCUGGCACCAGUGAAGGAGCAGGUUGCGUACCAGAUUAUCCAGAACCAGCUAUAGUCAUGGAAAAUGCUCUUUCUGAUUUGCAGAUGAAUGAACCUGCCAUUGUGAUGGAGAAUGAAAGUGUUUCUGUUGGCCAGUAUGAUAAACUUCAACUCGAAUUUCAACCUGAUGGAGGUGGCGCUUUACCCCUAGCAUCCUCACGUCACAAUGUAGGACUAGGGGCAUUUGGUGGCUGGAGUGAGCCGCUGCAGCCACAGGCGGCAGGUCCCAGACCUGGAGAGCAGCCUUGGUGUGGGGCCGUAAUGGGUGGUAUAUCACAACCCCCUGGAACACGGAGCCCACCCGAUGGUCAGAAUGAUGACAGCCAGCAGGCAGUUGCAUGUUCCAGCCCGCAGUCAACUCUGCCAUUUCACCAAAAGCUUCAGUUUCAACCACAGCAGCUAAUACAUCAGCCUCACACGAGAAAUGUGCCAGCUGCUGGUGUUAGGCCUGAAGGCCUCUCAGCGAACCAGCCAUCAGGAGCUGGUGAAGUUCUAUGGCCUGCAAUGGCUGUUUCUGCAGCAGACAUGCCUCCAAACUUACCUCCUCCAGAACAACCAGAGGCUGCAGCACCAUCAGAAGAUUCCAGUAUUAAGCAACCAGUUGAGGAUGCAAACAGUGCUGGCUCUGAAGUGCAAAAAUUGCCACAGGAACCUUAUGCCCCUGAGGAAUAUGAUGGCAAUGUUAGAGUGGGAGACCUAGUUCCUGAAGAGCCUGGAAGUUUAGAAGAAAAAGAUUUAGUGUGUGGAGGACUUGAUGUUAUUGCUUCUAGGCCUCUGGAUGUAGUACCAGCAAGUGUUCCACCAGACAGAGGUCUAGCAAGUGGACAUGAAACAAGACAUCCUGAUAUCAUUGAUGUGUGGCAGAGUGGAGUGGAAGGUGGUGCAAUGGGACCACCAACUAGUGUUUCUUCUAGUUUAAUGGGAACUGAACAAAGUGAAAAUAUUGACAGUGAAUAUGAUGAAAGAGGACGGGUUGUACAUAAUGUGGAUCAUAGUGAAAGAGAGAACUCUGUGGAACAACAGGAACAUAGACUGCUUCCAGACCUAAUGUCUAUGAACAGUGUAGACAGCUCUGGCACCAGUGAAGGAGCAGGUUGCGUACCAGAUUAUCCAGAACCAGCUAUAGUCAUGGAAAAUGCUCUUUCUGAUUUGCAGAUGAAUGAACCUGCCAUUGUGAUGGAGAGUCAGUCAUGUAGUAGAAUACCAGAGGUUGUAAAUGUCCAUCAGACUGCUGAGCAGCAAGGGCAUGGAGAAAAUCAGUUAUUAGUAUCUAGAAAUACAGUUUCAAGCCCUUCUGUCAGUAAUACUGUAAGUCAAGCUCCCACUGAGGAGGGAGCUGCUGUUAAUGAUGUUCCUGGGAUUCUCCAGGAUCAUGUUAGCCCUGUCUGUGAUAAUGUAGAUAGAUUACAAGCUGCUAAUGCGCUUGAUAGUGAAAGAUUAGAAAGUCAGGCAACACCUCAAGGAUCUCUACCAGAUGUCAGUGAUGUCAACCCAGCCCCAGUUACUUUUAACAAAGAUGUUGCUAUUGAUGAUGCAGAUCUUGAUGCAGAACUAGCAGAGUUAGAGGAAGAACAGUUUCGGUUGCAAGGAGCAUAUGGAGGCAAUACUUAUCAAUCCAAAGACCUGGCAGGUUCAUCUUGCACAGAAAAUUCUAAAACAGAUGCAGCUGCUGUUGGCAGUGAUGUACAACAGUUGCCAGACUCUGCUUUAGUUGAAGGUCUGGAUUUGAUUGAUGGUAUGAAUGCCACCCAGUCUGGUCUGAAAUCAGAUGUUCAAGAGAGUACUGGUGAUGCACAGGCAAAGGAAGGGGGGGCUGAAACACUAGAAGCUGGAGCAGCUGAUUGGCAGCAUGAAAACAAUAAGGAAGAAGAAAAAGAGGCAACUAUAGGUGCUAAAUCAGUGCUUGAAGCGCAGGGUGUGUCACUGUCACAGCGCUCAGAAGUAGGUGGUGUUGAAGAAGUGAUCUGUCAGCCUCAGAGCAGUGAUAUGUCAGCUCAGGCAUCAAGUAACUGUCACACAGGUCAUGUUAUGGAUAAUAGUGGCCAAACCAGUAAAUAUCCAGAAGGAGAUGGAGGCGACAAUCUGUCAAAUAACAGCACAGGGACAGACACCAUGUCUUCCAGCAGUACACUAACUGAUGGAGAUCUUGGCUCACCGGAGAGGCAGCCACAGCAGUCUCAGCCAACCCCAGAGUCUCCGUCCAGAGUAACACCAGGAACCUUGGUGACAGCUGUGUAUGACGAUGACAGUGGAUCUGGUCGGGAGGACGAGGGCAACAAUGACGAUGGUGGUGCAUCUGGAGGAGCUAGUGCAUCCGGCGCUGUUGGGGCAUCGGGUCACGGUGGGGGGAUGGUUGUGGGUCACUACGCCCCCUUCUGGAUCCCUGAUGAAGAUGCUCCCUACUGCCAGGAGUGUGGUCAGAAGUUCACAGUCAUACGGCGACGCCACCAUUGCAGGGCUUGUGGACGUGUCUUGUGUGCGCAGUGUUGUCAUGAUAAGGCACCUUUGCCGUACAUGGAAUACAAGGAAGCUCGAGUUUGUGGGUCUUGCCUGCAGUUGAUACAGGCUGGGCUGGAAGAUGAACCUGAUGCUGCUGCAAGAUCAUCACGGCAGUCUUCGGACAGUCACCGACGACCUCCAGAUCCUAACAACCCUAUGGAGUACUGCUCUCGGGUGCCUCCACCGCAGCAGGUCGCUUCCACCUCUGCUGUGCCUCCGCCCACAGUCAUGGUGCCUGUGGGUGUGUUGAAGCGUGAGGGCAGUAGCAGUAGCGCUAGGAGUCGGGGAAACAAACAAGUGAUUUUCAGUGACGGCAUCCGGCCAGGUGGCGACUUGACCGAGCUGGACGGGUCAGGGAAAGUCCCUCCCCCUUAUCGCAGAUCAGGGCGGGUGGCCCGGAGGGUGGACCGUCCCUCCACUGGCAGUGGUGUUAGUGGUGGCCCAGGUGGGUUACUGCGCUCGCUACCACCUGACCGCUGCCUCAUCCCCCCUGGGGUUGGCCUUCCCCCUGUGGUGGUGCAGGCCCCUGCCACUGGAGAGUAUGUCUUUGAAGAUAACCCAGAUAGCAGCAAGUUGGAGGAGCAGAUGAGGGGAGAUGGACCACCGGUAGUCUUUGCUGUUCACAAGAAUCUUACAGUCCUUGUCAAGAUGGUAAAACUUGAGUGUUGUGUAGGGGUGGAGGUCUGGAACAUUGCCACCCGCGGUCUGUGUACGGUGGGUCAGGAGGAGAUGGUUGUGCUUCUGGAAGUGGCUCCUGGAGAGGCUCACCCCCCGAAGGACAUCUUUGCCUUCUUCCACACUGUCUAUCAGCAGGCUAAUCAAGGGAACUUGGUAACUGAACUAGGACAUACCAUCUUUACUGAACCAGAAGGACUUUUAGGGUCUCGGGAACAUGGUGGUUUCCUGUACAUACGGCCCACAUUCCAGUGCCUGCGCAACCUAGUGUUGCCACCUUCUCCAUAUAUAUUUGCCGUCCUUAUUCAGAAGUGGGAGACACCCUGGGCUAAAGUUUUCCCACUGCGUUUGAUGCUGCGUAUGGGAGCUGAAUUUCGAUACUAUCCUUGUCCUCUUGUGUCAACUCGCAACAGAAAGCCAGUGUUUUGUGAGAUUGGACACACAAUUAUGAAUUUGUUAGUGGAUUUCAGAAAUUAUGCCUACACAGUUCCUGCAAUUGAAGGUUUUGUUAUCCAUAUGGAAGACAAGAAGACCAGCCUGCUCUUUCCAAAGAAUAGAUAUGAACAGGUGGCCAAAGCUUUAAGUAACAGCAAUGACCAUGUUCUUGCUCUGGGGGCUAACUUCAGUCCACAAGCAGACUCGCAUUUAGUCACUAUAGAAAAUGAUGACGGACACUAUUCCACUCAAGCCAUCAAUAUACAUAAUCGACCACGAAAAGUAAGUGUUAUUGUGAUCUCCAGGCACAUUAAAUUUGACAAACUUUGCAUAGAUUUCAGAAAUUAUGCCUACACAGUUCCUGCAAUUGAAGGUUUUGUUAUCCAUAUGGAAGACAAGAAGACCAGCCUGCUCUUUCCAAAGAAUAGAUAUGAACAGGUGGCCAAAGCUUUAAGUAACAGCAAUGACCAUGUUCUUGCUCUGGGGGCUAACUUCAGUCCACAAGCAGACUCGCAUUUAGUCACUAUAGAAAAUGAUGACGGACACUAUUCCACUCAAGCCAUCAAUAUACAUAAUCGACCACGAAAAGGCACAUUAAAUUUGACAAACUUUGCAUACAUCAAGAGCCCAGUGGAUGAGAAACAGAUGGACGGCAUCCCUUCUGUUAAGAUUCAUUCGGGCACAGACUAUGUUAGUAAUGCUCACUUGAUAAGAUGGACGGAAGUUUUUAUCAUGCAGGGUGAAACCAACAACAGUAGUGAUGUUAAUUUGAGUCGUCUCUCAGAAGUCUUAGCAAGAGCCUUUUGUGUGGCAUUAACGCCACACCUGUCAGACUUGUAUUUAAAUGGACACUCACGCCUUGGACUACGGGCCACAGUCCAUCAAGACAAUGUUGGCUAUGAAGCAGGGAGCAGUGGGAACAGAUUGCCAGCUGCGUGUAUGAAUGACCUUGACAUGGAGUUGAUUCCUGUCAUCCACAGAGCUGCAGCCAAUAUUACAGACCAACCCAUUAUACUGGAGCUUGUAUUCCACAUUAUGGAGCAAAGUAAAGGAAUUGUUAAUCCCCUCUACAGCAUCAAGAGCCCAGUGGAUGAGAAACAGAUGGACGGCAUCCCUUCUGUUAAGAUUCAUUCGGGCACAGACUAUGUUAGUAAUGCUCACUUGAUAAGAUGGACGGAAGUUUUUAUCAUGCAGGGUGAAACCAACAACAGUAGUGAUGUUAAUUUGAGUCGUCUCUCAGAAGUCUUAGCAAGAGCCUUUUGUGUGGCAUUAACGCCACACCUGUCAGACUUGUAUUUAAAUGGACACUCACGCCUUGGACUACGGGCCACAGUCCAUCAAGACAAUGUUGGCUAUGAAGCAGGGAGCAGUGGGAACAGAUUGCCAGCUGCGUGUAUGAAUGACCUUGACAUGGAGUUGAUUCCUGUCAUCCACAGAGCUGCAGCCAAUAUUACAGACCAACCCAUUAUACUGGAGCUUGUAUUCCACAUUAUGGAGCAGUAAUAUCCACCCAAGCACUUUCUGUUAAGGAGGAAGGAAACGUGCACUGAAAUAAGUAAUGUAAAGUACUUAUUGCAGCCUUAGUGGCUAGAGUAGAUAUUGCAGCAGGUCAGGCAUUGGUAUUUGCAUUCUAUAUAGUACUGUUGGUCAAAGUGAAGAAGUGCAGACAUUUCAUAUUUGAAUUUGCUGUAAUAGUUCACAGUAUGUAUGAUUACAUAUCUAUUUAUUUGUAUGAUUUUUAUUUUGAAUAUUACUGAUGUGAAUUUUCAUAUUUCUCUUUAUUUUAUUAUUUAUUACCUAUAUCCAUAAUUAUUUGCAUUAGCACCGGGAUCAGUGUUGACAUGAGCAUCAUUGUCAUGGUUAUUAUCUCAACUACUGAUGAUAUUAGUGACUUAGAAGUGUGCACCUGUGAGACAUAUCAGGCAAAAAGGGUGCGGUUCUCUCAAAUGUAUUUUGUGCCAGUCACAUUUAAGGUCUCUAUUGAUUUUCAUUCUUGCCUGUGUUGUCUAGAAUAUUCCCCUAAUUUCCAUAUGUUUUGAUGAGCCUAAUCAGAAAUUAGAUUAGAAAAAAGAAGAAGAUUCAUCCAAAAUGUAAUUUUUAUAUUCUCUAAAUUUAUGUCUUAAAAUUCUGUCAAGAAUUAUGUCAAUAAAGCAUAUGAAUGUAAUUUUAAAA